UAAGGACCUUGGCAGAGUGUGCAGUCAGUGCACCUCGCGCGUUCCGUUCCUUUCUCAAAGGCUGCUUCCGAGUCAGCAGCUCAGCUGACGUCUGACAACUGCGCGGAUUGUUUAACGCGGGUUUAGUCAUUGUCAGACCCUGUAAGUGGGUGGACAUGCCACUCUCUGGUGUUCUCCAGUGUCACUUUGGAUCGUGUGUUGGUGUGUCAAGGGAAGUGUCAGUCAGACUCUGAGGUUCCAUCGACUUACAAGAAUCCUUUAGUGUAACAAUGGAGGAGAUUCCAAGGAGAAGCUGGACCCAUUGUGUUGUAGAUCAGUAUGUGAAGGAAGUGACAGACUUCAGUUCUCAAUAUGGCAGUGAUGGCUCAAUUUCCUAUGUUGCUAAUAACAUCAUUGGCAAGCCAACAUUGUACCCAGACUAUGGAGAUUUCUCUGCUGCAUACUGCCUGCGAAGCUAUGGCUAUUGGUGGGCUAAGAGUGACUCAGCUCCCCAACCCAUUGAAGACCCCAAGCCCCUUUUACCCCCAUCAGUUGACUUCAUUGAUCUGAAGUAUGACAGUGCUGUAUACCCCAUUAGAGUGGAUCUAUAUGAGACUUAUCAUCCUGGGAGUGCAGUACGGGUAUGGGGCUCCCUGGAGGGGCAGAAUUGGGUGUUGCUGUGGGCAGGGGAGCCCCAGACAGGACUGAAAGCAGCUUCCCGGAUCUUCUCUCCUCCCAUUGAGCAGCCACGUGUUUUAAUCAACAUGUUGAGGAUUGAGUUUGACCAGCGAGGCCACAGCUACUACUCCGCCCUGGAUGCAGUGAUGCUGGUUGGUUCUACCCAUUCAGGCAGUGGAUAUGAGGCCACAGGAGAGACUAUCACCAUGCAAGUUAUGAAGAUGGGAAUCCAUAAGUCCAUUUGUGAAGAGGACAUCCUUAGUGGAGUUCAGUUCCUGUUGUCAGAGGAUAACCUUCAGAAGCUGAUGGAAGAUGAACACAAAAACCCAGGAGAAGAGCUCACAAGGGAGGAAAAAGCAGACUUAGAAGUUUGUGAAGAUUCCCUUACAACUGUGGAGGCUACCUCUUCUGAGGGUGAUACAGACAUCUCUGUUGAAGAGGGGACAAAGGGAGGAUAUUUUGACCUCUUACCAGAGGAGCUGAUCAUGUACAUCCUGCAUAAGCUUGACAUCAGGAGUCUGUGUCGUCUAGGCUGCACCUGCAAGCUGCUCCAAGGCUAUGCCUCUGACCCUUUCCUCUACAUGACCCUUAAUCUCCGGAAUUGUUGGUGGUUAGUGAAAAACUCAACACUUGAGUGCCUAGCACCAAGGUGUUCUCUACUACAGUGCCUGAACCUGUCCUGGUGUGGUCCUUAUGAUGCUGUAAACACAGAAACUUUCAUGGAAUUCAUCCACACAUGUGGCCAUCAGCUUAGAGUUCUCAGACUCAACAAUUGCCACUUCAUUGACAACUAUUGUCUCUAUAUGAUUUCAGUUGUCUGUCCAAAUUUGAUUGAACUAAGCAUGGCUAACUGCAGUAAAGUUGAUCACCUGGGAUUUGGAGAGCUGAAAAAGGCCAGAGCACUGGCCAGAUUGGACCUCACACGCACACACAUAAACUUCCACACCCUUCAGCUCCUGCUGCAGCAUGCCAGUCAUCUUCAGCACCUAAGCCUAAACAACUGCUCUCAGCUGGAUAUGGAUGAAGUAGCAUUGACUCUAGCCACCUUCAAUCAUAGACUGGUGUCUCUGAAUGCAUGGAAGACUCGUGGUCUGACACAGAGAGGUUUACGUGCUCUUGCGUGUAUUCCCACACUGCAAGACUUGGACCUUGGAUGGGCUCUGUCAGGAGGAAUCACAGAAAGUUUUGCUGAACUUGUCCGAGAGUGCAAGGGGCUCAAGAGAUUAUACUUGUCAGCUUUACGAACCUUCACUGACCAUGACCUUCACCUCCUGAUCACCCAUGCCAGGAACCUCACUCAGCUGGACAUUAUGGGCACCAGAAACAUCACUCCAGAGGCAGUUCACCGAUUACUACAAUUUUGCCCUAAUCUGGAACUUCUUGAUGUCAGCUUUUGUGAGCAGAUCCACUACUCUCAUGUCCAUCACUGGGCUGUGCAGUUCCCCCAUGUUUCUAUCAAGGGAGGCUUGUGGCAUCAAGUUCGCAUAGUCUAGCAAAGUGAGCAGCUUUUGUGUUUUAUAGAUUUUUCUGCCUAUCUGUUUGUCUAUCUGUCUGUUUAUUUAGCUAUCCAUCUGUAGAUCUGUUUAGAGAUUAGGAAAAUUGUGGGACUACUACCCAUUCUUGUCUUUUUUUCCAGUUAGACAUACUUAUUUCACUGCUUGAUUUGUAGAAACUAGAAUUCUGUAUAAUAUACUGUGAUUCAUAUGUAUAGGUGUCUGUAACAGAUUUAUAGAAAAAGGAAAGUUUAUACAUAGAAAUCUUAUAAAGAUACUUUUAUUACAUAAAAACUACUUAAAUUUUA
Scylla paramamosain (green mud crab) is the source of this 2458-nucleotide messenger RNA. RefSeq names its product F-box/LRR-repeat protein 4-like (gene Fbxl4). Bases 270 to 2150 code for a protein of 626 amino acids. Gene Ontology annotation, biological process: SCF-dependent proteasomal ubiquitin-dependent protein catabolic process. Gene Ontology annotation, cellular component: SCF ubiquitin ligase complex. The transcript is spliced from 12 exons. Gene Ontology annotation, molecular function: protein binding. The record is from RefSeq and is a predicted model, not a curated record. Lineage: Eukaryota; Metazoa; Arthropoda; Malacostraca; Decapoda; Portunidae.